AUGUUGCCCCGCAUCUGCCUUCUACUUGCUAUCGCUUUUGUCAUUUCACAUGGUUCAAGUGUGAAAAACGGAUCAUGUGAAAGUGAGAGAACAACAAAGACCAACACGUACAUGUUUGUCGGCAUGCCACACUUCAGCAGUUCAUCCUACGGCAAUCCCAAUGUUAUGAACGAGGAUAAACCAGUGUGCAAAGUCGAGCCUGACGGAAACGUGUCUGUGACGAUAAGUGGAAAGACAUGUCAGCGAUGGGAUGUCGACUCUCCACAUAGGUCUUAUUACCGGCAAUGGAAGUAUCCUGAGUUGGUGGAGAACUACUGCCGCAACCCAGCCGGGGUUGAGGGCACCAUUUGGUGCUACACAACAGACCCGGACACACGCUGGGAGUACUGCAUCCACCCUGCAUGUCCUUUUGUCUGCAUGGGCAGUUCUGCCGGAUCUGACUAUCGCGGAAACGUUUCUGUGACGAUAAGUGGGAAGACAUGUCAGCGAUGGGAUGUCGAUGUUCCACAUGACCGUUAUCACCUACCGGAGAAUCAUCCUGAGUUGGUGGAGAACUACUGCCGCAACCCAGACGAGGUUGAACCCGGCCUGUGGUGCUACACAACGGACCCUAACACUCGCUGGGAGUUCUGCUGUUCAAGUGUAAAAAACAGAUCAUGUCAAAGUGAGAAAACAACAAAGACCAACACGUACACGUUUGUCGGCAGGCUACACUUCAGCAGUCCUUCCUACGGCGAUCCCAAUGUUAUGAACGUGGAAAAACCAGUCUGCAUGGGCAGUUCUACCGGAUCUGACUAUCGCGGAAACGUUUCGGUGACGAUGAGUGCGAAGACAUGUCAGCGAUGGGAUGUCAACUUUCCUCAUGAGCAUACUUUCCUGCCAGAGGAGUAUCCUGAGUUGGUGGAGAACUACUGCCGCAACCCAGACGAGGUUGAACCCGGCCCAUGGUGCUACACAACGGACCCUAACACCCGAUGGGAGUUCUGCUGCAAUCCUGCAUGA
Molecule: messenger RNA, 1002 nt
Organism: Branchiostoma floridae (Florida lancelet)
Lineage: Eukaryota; Metazoa; Chordata; Leptocardii; Amphioxiformes; Branchiostomatidae
Product: plasminogen-like
Exons: 6
Coding region: 1-1002 (333 amino acids)
Molecular function (GO): signaling receptor binding; endopeptidase activity
Source: RefSeq, a predicted model, not a curated record